Molecule: messenger RNA, 3505 nt
Organism: Nematolebias whitei (Rio pearlfish)
Lineage: Eukaryota; Metazoa; Chordata; Actinopteri; Cyprinodontiformes; Rivulidae
Gene: fbxo11b
Product: F-box protein 11b
Exons: 22
Coding region: 242-2917 (891 amino acids)
Biological process (GO): ubiquitin-dependent protein catabolic process; protein ubiquitination; regulation of apoptotic process
Molecular function (GO): protein binding; zinc ion binding
Source: RefSeq, a predicted model, not a curated record
AUGGCUCCUCCUGCUACGAAGAGAGAGAUAGAGCUGGCACCGAGCGGUGGAACGGGGUAGUUGAGAGACCACGUAGAAAAAAAAAAAUACAAUUACACCUCGAAUACCGGUGUGGUUUUAUCACAAUUGUUUUAGGGGUCUCUGGGAAUAGGGUCGUCUCGCUGCUAGUUUCGGUCGAGGACAACAUUUAGCAGCGGGCGGUCGAGGAUAGCGGUCUAUUUUUCGACAACCAACUCCCCAGAUGAACUCCCUCAGAGCCACCAACAGGAGACCGAGGCGAGUAUCGAGGCCGCGCCCGGUGCAGCUCGAACGAAACAACGGGGACAGAGAUGAGGAGGCUCCUGCAGCCGCUGCAGCAGAAAUGGCUAUUGAGGAGUCCGGUCCAGGUGCUCAGAACAGUCCCUACCAGCUUCGCCGCAAGACCCUGCUUCCCAAGAGAACCGCUGCUGCCUCUGCCACCGCCUCUGCCUGCCCCAGCAAGGGCCCAAUGGAGGGAGCUUCCACUUCAUCAACAGAUGCCUUUGGCCAUCGAGCCAAGCGAGCACGAGUGUCCGGUAAGACCCACGACCUGCCAGCAGCCCCAGCAGAACAAUAUCUGCAGCAAAAGCUUCCAGAUGAGGUCGUUUUGAAGAUUUUCUCCUACUUACUGGAGCAAGACCUUUGCCAGGCAGCUUGUGUGUGCAAGAGAUUCAGCCAGCUAGCGAACGACCCAAUCCUAUGGAAACGGCUCUACAUGGAGGUGUUUGAGUAUACACGUCCCAUGAUGCAUCCUGAGCCAGGCAGGUUCUUCCAGGUCAGCCCCGAGGAUCACGAACAUCCAAACCCUUGGAAGGAGAGCUUCCAGCAGCUGUAUAAAGGUGCCCAUGUAAAGCCAGGCUUUGCAGAGCAUUUUUACAGUAACCCUGGCAGAUACAAAGGCAGGGAUAAUAUGCUGUAUUAUGACACCAUUGAGGAUGCACUGGGUGGCGUUCAAGAAGCGCACUUCGAUGGUCUCAUCUUUGUUCAUUCUGGCAUCUAUACUGACGAGUGGAUUUAUAUAGAGUCCCCCAUCACCAUGAUUGGUGCCGCUCCUGGUAAAGUAGCAGACAAGGUCGUAAUAGAGAAUACCAGAGAUUCAACGUUUGUCUUCAUGGAGGGAUCAGAGGAUGCGUAUGUGGGAUACAUGACCAUUAAGUUUAAUCCAGAUGAUAAAUCGGCGCAGCAUCAUAACGCUCACCACUGUCUGGAGAUCACAGUCAACUGCAGCCCAAACAUCGACCACUGUACCAUCCGCUCCACAUGCACAGUGGGUUCAGCUGUGUGUGUGAGUGGACAGGGUGCCUGUCCAACGAUCAAACACUGCAACAUCAGUGACUGUGAGAAUGUAGGUCUGUACAUUACAGACCAUGCACAGGGCAUUUAUGAAGAUAAUGAAAUCAGCAACAAUGCGCUAGCAGGAAUUUGGGUGAAAAACCAUGGGAAUCCCAUCAUUAGACGUAACCACAUUCACCACGGACGAGAUGUAGGGGUGUUCACGUUCGAUCAUGGCAUGGGUUACUUUGAGAACUGCAACAUCCAUAGAAAUCGCAUAGCUGGCUUUGAGGUGAAAGCAUACGCUAACCCCACGGUUGUCCGCUGUGAGAUCCACCACGGCCAAACGGGAGGCAUUUACGUCCAUGAGAAGGGGCGGGGCCAGUUUAUAGAGAAUAAAAUCUAUGCCAAUAACUUUGCUGGUGUGUGGAUCACAUCCAACAGUGACCCGACGAUACGGGGAAACGCUAUAUUCAACGGUAACCAAGGAGGAGUGUACAUAUUUGGUGACGGGCGAGGUUUAAUAGAGAGUAACGACAUAUAUGGUAACGCCUUGGCUGGAAUCCAGAUCCGAACCAACAGCUGUCCCAUUGUAAGGCAUAACAAAAUCCACGAUGGGCAGCAUGGCGGCAUCUAUGUGCACGAGAAAGGCCAGGGAGUGAUUGAGGAAAAUGAAGUUUACAGCAACACGUUGGCUGGAGUCUGGGUGACCACAGGCAGCACUCCUGUCCUCCGCAAGAACCGCAUCCACAGUGGCAAACAGGUUGGUGUAUAUUUCUAUGACAACGGUCACGGUGUGCUGGAAGACAAUGAUAUUUACAAUCAUAUGUACUCUGGUGUCCAAAUAAGAACGGGGAGCAACCCAAAGAUCAGACGCAACAAGAUAUGGGGAGGCCAGAACGGGGGGAUUUUAGUCUACAACUCAGGUCUGGGCCUAAUCGAGGACAACGAGAUCUUCGACAAUGCCAUGGCUGGUGUGUGGAUCAAGACGGACAGCAACCCCACCCUGCGAAGAAAUAAGAUCCACGAUGGAAGAGACGGGGGCAUCUGCAUUUUUAACGGAGGCAGAGGUCUGUUGGAAGAGAAUGACAUUUUCAGGAAUGCUCAGGCUGGUGUGCUCAUCAGCACCAACAGCCAUCCAAUACUCCGCAAGAACCGUAUUUUUGACGGCUUCGCAGCGGGUAUUGAAAUCACUAACCAUGCCACUGCGACUCUGGAGGGCAACCAGAUCUUCAAUAACCGCUUUGGGGGCCUGUUUCUGGCCUCAGGAGUCAACGUCACUAUGAAAGAUAACAAAAUUCAACAUAAUCAGGAUGCCAUUGAGAAGGCAGUGAGCAGAGGACAGUGUCUCUACAAGAUCUCAAGCUACACCAGUUACCCAAUGCACGACUUCUACAGAUGCCACACCUGUAAUACAACAGAUAGGAACGCCAUCUGUGUUAACUGUAUCAAAAAAUGCCACCAAGGACAUGAUGUAGAGUUUAUACGGCACGACCGGUUUUUCUGUGACUGCGGAGCGGGAACGUUGUCCAACCCGUGCACGCUGGCCGGAGAACCCACGCAUGACACGGACACUCUGUAUGACUCGGCGCCGCCCAUCGAGUCCAACACGCUGCAGCAUAACUGAAGGCGUGCGGUUGAGUGAACGCCCUCAGAUAAGCAUACAAAACACGUUACGUUGCACACAGACACACACACAGUACCAUGCACGCAUCCACUUGCAGCUAUAAGAGCCCAGAGAGACUCCGAUUGCGGCGCUCUCGGACGGUGUCGCAGUGGAAGAGGCUGCAGAGGAAGCAGCUUCCUCUGGCUGCAGCCGGACUUGCUGCUGCAGGUCAGUAGAGGGAGGCGGUGGAGCUGAAGAUAAACUGACAGAACGGCCUGAAGAGAUUCCUCCCUGGAGUAUUUCUUACUGCAGUCUGUAAACUAAGAAGAUGGGAAUAGAAGGGCUUCAUUGAGAGGGCCUGAUGAAGUCAGCUGGUACUUGAAGUAUGAAGAUCUCCCCUCGGUUUAUCCUCUUCUUCUUGUUCUUCUUGACAACUGCUGUCAAAAAAAAGGGACUUCCUGCUUCCUCGCAGCUGCCGUCCCUACCGGAUGCUCAGACAGUUGUAACUUGGCAAUGGAUGUGUGAAUGUCACGCUGUGUGGAUAAAAAACCAACAAAAAAAACAUAACUGUGUGACUGAUGGAGCACUUGGGCCUUUUUUAAAAAAAAA